Athene cunicularia (burrowing owl) is the source of this 1889-nucleotide messenger RNA. It is a transcript of the gene TM4SF1, whose product is annotated as transmembrane 4 L six family member 1. Bases 61 to 672 code for a protein of 203 amino acids. The record is from RefSeq and is a predicted model, not a curated record. The transcript has 5 exons. Gene Ontology annotation, cellular component: membrane. NCBI's taxonomy places the organism in Eukaryota, Metazoa, Chordata, Aves, Strigiformes, Strigidae.
GGACGGAUAUGAGAGAGGUUGGAUUGGACUAGUGAAAGAAGGAUUUGUAAAGCUAAGAACAUGUGUUUUGGAAGGUGUGCUAGAUGUAUUGGCUAUAAGUUGCUUGUCCUUGCCUUGCUCAGCAUCGUGGCCAACAUUUUACUUUAUUUUCCCAAUGGCGAAACAAGAUUUGCUUCAGAGCAUCAUCUUGGCAAAUACGUGGAGUGCCUUCAUGGUAUUCUAGGUGGUGGCUUUUUGGUGCUCAUCUCAGCUGCAGUGUUCAUUGGACUUCACAGUGACGAUGGCCAUGGGUGCUUUGGCCAUGAGGACUGCGGGAAGAGCUGUGCGAUGCUGUCCUCAGUUCUGGCAGCCCUUAUUGGGAUCCUUGGUUCUGGAUACUGUAUAAUCAUUUCAGCACUGGGCUUGUCUCAUGGGCCGUAUUGCUUUACUCGCCUGGAGAGAAACUGGAUGUAUCCUUUCACCGAAUCCUCUGGAGGGUACUUGUUUGAGUAUAACAAGUGGUCUGCCUGUCAGGAACCUCACAACAUCGUGCAGUGGAAUGUCACCCUCUUUUCUAUUCUCCUUGUCUUGGGAGCAAUAGAGUUCAUUCUGUGCUUCAUACAGAUAAUCAACGGCAUUCUUGGAGGAGUGUGUGGGCUGUGCUGCAGCCACGAGGAGACAUACGUUUGCUAGAAACCUGACAAUGCAUUGACAUCGGGGCACCUGUGGUGUGUGGGUUUUUUUAUAUUCCAUGCAUACUAAAAUGCACACUGUUUGUUGUCAGACUGUGCUGUUGCCAUCAAUUUAACUGACUCGGGGCCAGCCUUUGUUGGAGUCAUAUGCAGGUUUUCCUCUAACGAGCCUGUAUCUAAGGGGCAAAAUGUAUUCUGAAUUUCUUUGGUUCAUUUCAUCUUAGUAUGGGAAUGGCCUGAACAUGUCAACUGAAGAUACCUUUUUUUUUCCUUUCUACUGACACAACAGCUCUGUACUUUAUGCUGUCUUCCCAAUAAAGUUGCACUUUCAUUCUGGUGUUGGAAUGAACACAAACCCAAUCUAGUCUGGCUGGGGUAUAAACGAAUACUCGGCUGGAACAAAAGCAAAGCAGCAGUAAAACUUGAAUGAUCGAGGGUAGAUACAUGCACUUCACCUUUUCAGGAUUUUUUGGAACAUCUGCUGUCUUUCACGAAUAAAGAUUUGUAUUAAAAUGCCCAGCAGGUGUCAGUGAUUCUUUCCUUGGCAAUGUGGAAACACUGCUUCCCUGGCCUUAGAGUAAGGGACCGUGGGGACAUGAGAAUAUGCAUGUAAAGCAGUCAUGUUAUAACCUCCUUUUCCUCUCCAGCAGGUUCUGUCAGAGUGGGAGCUGCUCCACUGUUUGGUUUGGAUCGUUUAGCCGAGCCAGGUGAUUGCGCAUCAGCAGGGGUAUGAUUGAUAGUUCAGUGGCAUCACUGGGGUCUGACAGUUCAGUGGCAGCUCUGACGGAUACAGCUGUGUGCGUGGAGUCCCAGCCCUGGCUCAGGGCUCGCAGUUCAUGGCUGGUGGCUCUUCAAGGGCUGGAGUUGAGUUGCCUGGCAGUUGAGCCACUGCUCUGUGUCCCUUCUGCUGCUCUCCCAAGGGGCCUCACUUCCUGACUGCUCAGUCUUGAGACAAGACACCCUGCAGGUCUGGGGCCUGUUUUGUACCUCAGCAGACCCCCAGGCCUGGCAGGGUUCAGACAAUAUAGUGCAAAUUCAAGUCAGCAGUGGCAGAUUAACCUGAAAUAUCUGACUUCACCAAUAAUCAGCCUGGAGACAGUAUUCUAAGGUCCUGUGCAAGAACCUCUGAAGUGUAGUUUGUAGCGUAUUACAGUGAAUGUUUUAUCACAAGAUAAAGUAAAUCUGAAUGAUAUGCUGUCAGCAGCACUGGCAAGGUCA